CUCUUUCCGCGUUCCUCGCGGCGGGCGACGGAUUGAGCCGUGCAGUCGGCUCCGGGGUUCGCGGCCAACCGCUCCUCCGCGGGCCCCGCCGCUGCCGCCGCCGCCCGCUCCCUGGUGAGGAGAAGAUGGUGGGCCGGAACAGCGCCAUCGCCGCCGGCGUGUGCGGGGCCCUCUUCAUCGGCUACUGCAUUUACUUCGACCGCAAGAGACGGAGUGACCCCAACUUCAAGAACAGGCUGCGAGAACGAAGAAAGAAACAGAAGCUUGCCAAAGAGAGAGCUGGACUUUCCAAGUUACCUGACCUUAAAGAUGCGGAAGCUGUUCAGAAAUUCUUCCUCGAAGAAAUACAGCUUGGUGAAGAGUUACUGGCUCAAGGCGAGUAUGAGAAGGGUGUGGACCACCUGACGAACGCGAUCGCCGUGUGCGGCCAGCCGCAGCAGUUACUGCAGGUGCUCCAGCAGACGCUCCCCCCGCCGGUGUUCCAGAUGCUUCUGACUAAGCUGCCCACGAUCAGUCAGAGAAUUGUAAAUGCUCAGAGCUUGACUGAAGAUGAUGUGGAAUGAGAAGCAAACGUCAAUGUAAUAAGCUCAAUUAAAAAUAUUUUUUAAAUCCUAACUGGGAAGAUGCGCAGCUCUGGGGGGAGAGGGCAGGUGUGCUUGCGUGGACCGUCCUGCACUGAGAUCUACCACAGUUCGUCUUCACUCUGUGUAGAUCCAUUGGUCUGUUUUAUUUAUUUUUCCCAGUGAAAAGUGUAUUUUGAUAGAAAGCUUUUCAUUUUAUAAAUACACUAUGAGUUACUGAAAUAUGGACACUGUUUACUCCUAAGAUGUGCAGUUAGAAUGUACAUAUAACAUCAUGUAACUGACAUUAGAAACACCCAGUGCUCAGCUUUGAAAGAUUGGCCAAAAAAAGUGUAGAAGAAAACUGAAGAAUGCACAUUUUUUUAAAAGGCUCUUACAUUUUGCUAUAGAAAAUUGGAUGGAAACUUGAUUGUAUAUCUCAAAACUGAGCAUUAAAAUCUUGGAGAGAGUCUUCCUUUCCAGUUAAUCUCUUAGAUCUGUGUGAUGUGCUGCGCUAACACCUUCCGCCCGCCGUGCAUAUUAGACUUGUGAUGCUUCGUUCAAACCGGUGGGCUUCCUGUGUUCUGGAUAGUUCUCUCUUCGUAUUUUAGGAAUAAGUAGUUGCAGGUGGCACCAGGAUCUAGAUCUCUGCACACCCUGGUCCAGCCGAGUGAGCUUCUCCAGUUAACGUCUGCCCGCUCGCCUCUUUCAUAACACGAGGGGCCUGGUUACCAGUUCAGAGGCGCCCCUUCCAGCUGCUGGUUUCUUUGGUUCUGUCCAGUACCUUCACAUCCCCCUUUUCUGAGGGAUGUGUCUGGGCAACCAGCCCUUGCUUUUUUUUUUAUACUCUGAAUUUUGCAUGCUUGCCUGACUUAGUAUUUCUGAAUUGAUUUUUUUUUUAAGUUAUAACUUGUGUUGAUUUUUUACUGAAAUCAUGGUUCUGUCACUACUUCUGUAAACUAAUCUGAAAAUUAACCUUCAAGGUAACUGGGAUGAUACGCUUGUAACAGUGUGUGUUCCCCUUUGCUUCUGCCUUCAGUGUCCUUCCUUAGUCCCCUUCCAGCCUGGUUCAUUGAUCUUGUUAGGAUGAGAACGAGGUGUCACCUUGUGGCUGAAGACUUGCAGAGAAUGAAGGUAACGGGAGCUUUUAUCCUCAAGAUAGAGACGUAUUACCUGCAGCCACAGCCAACAUCAGAGCUGAGAAUAAAGACCUGGGUCCUUGGUGGCGUCUGUUGAACUAAGCAGUAUUUCUCACUGUACAGGUUGCCUUUAUUCUGUGUAAGUCUAUGGAGAGACCUCAUACUUUUUCUAUGUAGACCUCAUUCUUUUUCUUUUGUUUUACCUAAAAACUUUCCUUAAGUUUAACCUCGGGUUUUUGUGGUGGUUGCGAUACUGCAGAAGUAGUUGCCUGCCUCUGGAUUGCUGCGCAGCCUUGGGGAAAUCCACACACACCUAUGAACCUGACCUCCGGUGUUCCCAUCUGUAAAAUUAGAAUGGCAGACUAGGUCACUCACAUUUAAGGACUCUUCCUCAGGAACCUUCCAGGUUCAUGAUUCCUGAACCCUUAAACAUUGUGCUUUUUUUUUUUUUUUUUAGUGACACUUUGCAUGCUUGUGGGUGGGUGAGGUGGGGUGACCAGUACAAACGGGCUGGUUAGUCCGUUGUCCUAAUCGGAUCCCAAAUCCAAAAUAGUAUAGUGGUGACGGGUCAGUGAUGGAUCGUGAAGCUCGGAAACGUCUUCUGUCCUGCACGUGCCCAGACAGCGCGGACCAGGCAGUCGGGAGGGAAGGUGCACCUGGUGGGAGUCAGAGGGGAUGCAGUGGGGAGGGAGCGAGGGCAAGAGAGGAUGGACUUGGGGUGGGGAAGGAAGGGCAGGGCGCCAGCGGGGGUGAGGGCUCAGCCUAGACCUGAGGAGGGUGACGACGAGGCGCCGGGAAUGCUGUGGUGCAGCCCAGGCUGGGCAUCCUUUGGUUUCUGAGAAAUAAUCAGCUUUGAUCUAAUGCUUACUGAGAAGGCAGUGACAUCCUUACUGUAGAGCUGAUAUGUCAAGUACAUCGGAUUUAAAUGACAGCUUUGGUGCUUUAAAAUUAGCUCCCACUUUUGAAAGCUGGCUCUCCACAGGUCCUCUCUGCCCUGGACCCAUACUUGGGGAACAGUGUUUCCUAGCUGGUCUCCCACGGCAAUGGGACCGGGCGGGAGUGAUGCUGGCCGGGUGGUGCCCCCCAGGAGGUGCACAGGGUGACAAUAGCUGGGACGUCCCGUGUGCUGGCGCUGCCCACUUGUCUGAAACCUUUGGAAAUGGAAAUGUGAGUGCACACUGGCCUGCGUCCUCUGCCAGAGACCUCUUGUUUGCUUCCAGUUUGCACUUAGAGCGACAGCAUAGAAAACGGGCUGACCUGACAGCGUCAGUGCUGUUGCAGUAACAGGUGGGGAGAGCUCGGGUUCCCACCUACCUUACGGCGUGCACGGCCUGUGCGGCGUGCACCGUGGGCAGUCAGCGGACGUCGGAGUCCUCGUCCCCCUCAGUGAGUUUGGUAUUUAUAUCAUUUUGUCUGCCUUUCUGACCUUUUCAGCCUAUGGACCAGAGUGUUUAAUGAAAUGUCAUUGCAGAAGAGAUCUUUGAGAAAGUUGGUAUAUCAUGCAGAUACACAGAAUUUUCGUUUCUUGUAACAUAAAAAAUGCAGUUUUAUUGCUUGUGCCUCAGCUGUUUAAGUGAUAUUAAAGGGCUUGGAGAAAA
Molecule: messenger RNA, 3297 nt
Organism: Camelus dromedarius (Arabian camel)
Lineage: Eukaryota; Metazoa; Chordata; Mammalia; Artiodactyla; Camelidae
Gene: TOMM20
Product: translocase of outer mitochondrial membrane 20
Exons: 5
Coding region: 126-563 (145 amino acids)
Biological process (GO): protein import into mitochondrial matrix; intracellular protein transport; tRNA import into mitochondrion
Cellular component (GO): mitochondrial outer membrane; mitochondrial outer membrane translocase complex
Molecular function (GO): transmembrane protein transporter activity
Source: RefSeq, a predicted model, not a curated record